AUGGAUUCAACCCAUCGCCAGGAUCUGGCUCUACGACAGGGUCCCCAUACCAUACUCAACGGUAAUACCACGGACACUUCCGAGCCAUCUUGCGACUACAAUGCGUAUACAAUCGGUUGGAUAGUGGCACUGCACAAUGAACUUACUGCUGCAAUGGCCAUGCUUGACGAAGAGUGUCAGCAACCGAAAAACUUUGUCCAGAAUUCGACCGACAUGAAUUGCUACUCAUGGGGCCGGAUCGGCGCUCACUAUGUUGUCAUCGCCUCGAUAGGCGAAGGAAGCUAUGGCAUAGCAGCUGCAACUAGGACCGCAGCGAGCAUGGUCCAUUCUCUACCACACAUACGAUUUGGUCUGAUGGUUGGCAUUGGUGCCGGGGUCCCGAGAUGGGAACCUGGAUAUGAAUUAGUCGACAUUCGACUAGGCGAUGUUGUAGUCAGCCAGCCUGUUCACAAAUCUGGAGGAGUUGAACAGUACGAUUUGGUCAAACUGAAGGCCGACGGCCAAGUUGAGCCCAUCGGUCAUCUUGCCUCCCCACCAGCAGCUCUUCUCAAUGGGUUGACAAAGCUGAAGGCCACACAAAGACGCACAGGCUCCAAGUUGCCGAGAAUAUUAGCUGCCGCACUCGAGAACUCUCCUCUUCUGGCGGACAGAGGUGAGAAUGAUGGGGACGCGGCGUUCAUUCAUCAAGGAUUGCAGAAUGAUCGCCUAUUCGCAUCAACAUCGACACAUGUCGAAAAUGCAAAAGCGCAGGCUCAACCUCUCUUGCUUCCUGACCAACAUCGCGAGGAUACGAUCGAAUAUUCUGACUGUGCGCUUUGCGAUCCGCAACAGGAGAUCAAAAGACCUUAUCGAAAGGAUACCAAUCCAAGAAUCCACUACGGUAUAAUUGCCUCCGGCAACUCACUCGUGAAGGAUAGCGUCUCACGGGAUCAAAUUCUCCAGAAUAUCGGGACACAAUGUCUUUGCUUCGAGAUGGAGGCGGCUGGACUGAUGAAUCAUUUCCCCUGUCUUGUCAUCAGAGGAAUCUGUGACUACGCUGAUAGCCACAAGAAGGAUCGGUGGCAGAACUAUGCGGCGAUGGUUGCCGCUGCAUAUGCGAAGGAGCUACUUUCUGUCAUGGAUGUUAGGAAUGUUGAACAAUCUGAGCGAGUGGAUGAGAUCUUGGGGAUAGUCUCCCAGAUUCAGACAAACACAAGAGAUACCAAUGAAAUGUUCCACGCCAUGAGUGCGAGUAAUCGAUCUAGGGACAUUAGGUCACUGCUUUCUCCACCAGAGCCAUCAAUCGAUCACAACACGGCCUGCGGUCUUCAUCACGGCGACACAGGAAAGUGGUUUUUGGAAGGUCCGGAGUAUCUGGACUGGAAAGCGAAACCCCAUUCUUCGUUAUGGCUGCAUGGCCGCCCAGGAUGUGGCAAGACGAUUCUGAGCUCGACAAUUAUUGAAGAUCUACAAAGCAAUGUGGCUGUGUCUCUUUACUUUUAUUUCACAUUUAAUGAUAAGAACAAGCAGUCGCUUGAUCAAGCCAUUCGGUCACUCAUUAUUCAACUAUAUCAUCAGAACAAGGACGCUAAAGAAUAUCUCGACUCAAUCUUCGAACUCGAACAAAGAGUUAGCUCUACUCAACCUACGACUGACCGCCUGUGCUCAUGGUUCACGGACAUGGCUAAGAAAGCCGGUGAAGUCUGGAUUGUGCUUGACGCACUAGAUGAGCGAGACGUGGCUCAUGAAUAUCAACACGGCCAAGCUUUGAAGGGCAAAGGGAUCCUGCCUUGGAUCAAAGCUCUCCUCAAGUCCGAAGUAAUCAAUUUCCAUGUCCUUGUAACAAGCCGCCCAGAGGACGACAUUUUGCAUGCUUUAGGCGACAGUAUACCUAAGGGCAUGCAGAUUCUACUACGAAAUAAGUCAAUCAAUGCAGACAUACGGGAAUUCAUCGAGUCAACAAUUAGGAACUGGGGCGGCCCAAGAGGAUGGCAGACAAGUGAGGCUCUUCUGGAAAAGGUCAUAAAUCACUUAAUCAGGAAGGCUGACGGAAUGUAA
This is a messenger RNA of Colletotrichum costaricense, 2037 nucleotides long. RefSeq names its product pfs domain-containing protein. NCBI's taxonomy places the organism in Eukaryota, Fungi, Ascomycota, Sordariomycetes, Glomerellales, Glomerellaceae. The record is from RefSeq and is a predicted model, not a curated record. Bases 1 to 2037 code for a protein of 678 amino acids. Gene Ontology annotation, molecular function: catalytic activity. The transcript has 2 exons. Gene Ontology annotation, biological process: nucleoside metabolic process.